Molecule: messenger RNA, 1839 nt
Organism: Aspergillus heteromorphus CBS 117.55
Lineage: Eukaryota; Fungi; Ascomycota; Eurotiomycetes; Eurotiales; Aspergillaceae
Product: FGGY-family carbohydrate kinase
Exons: 3
Coding region: 1-1839 (612 amino acids)
Biological process (GO): carbohydrate metabolic process
Molecular function (GO): kinase activity; phosphotransferase activity, alcohol group as acceptor
Source: RefSeq, a predicted model, not a curated record
AUGGCGUCUAUGGGCUCCAUGCCUUAUCGUCACCCCCCCCAACAGACUUCUAGCCAGGCUUCUAGAGAUUUUCGGGACGGAUUACAAGUCCACGUAGAUCAUUACAUCGGCAUUGACGUUGGAACGGGCAGUGCUCGGGCCUGUAUUGUUGACAGUAGAGGGGAUAUUGUCGGCCUAGCCUCCGAGAACAUCGGUCUUUGGCAACCCCAGCAAGGAUAUUAUGAACAAUCUACGAAUGAUAUCUGGCGAUGCAUCUGUGUGGCCGUUCAGCGUGCUAUCAGCCAGCACAACAUUGACCCAGGAACUGUGAGGGGCAUGGGGUUUGAUGCAACAUGCUCAUUAGCAGUAUUUUCUAAUGUGACAGAUGAGCCCGUCUCUGUAACAGGACCCAAAUUUGACUCAGAUCGCAAUGUGAUCCUCUGGCUCGAUCACCGACCCGUUGAAGAAACUGAGAAGGUCAACGCUACUAACCACAAUCUUCUACGCUACGUUGGAGAAAAGAUGUCGAUUGAGAUGGAGAUCCCGAAGGUUUUGUGGUUGAAAAACCAUAUGCCCAAAGAGCUCUUUGACCAAUGCAAAUUCUACGACCUGGCCGAUGCUCUUACUCACAUUGCCACUGGCGAUGAAAAAAGAAGCUUUUGCAGCGUUGUCUGUAAGCAAGGUUAUGUUCCCGUCGGUGUAGAUGGCAGUGUCAAAGGUUGGCAGGAAGACUUCCUGGCAGAAAUUGGCCUGGGCGAUCUAGUGAAGGAAGAAUUCAAGCGAAUGGGUGGCGUUGACGGGGUGAACGGCGAUUAUCUUAGUGCUGGUGAACUGGUCGGUACCUUGUGCAACAAAUCUGCUUCGGAGUUGGGGCUGCCUCCUGGAAUUGCGAUUGGCAGCGGCGUCAUUGAUGCAUAUGCGGGCUGGAUCGGUACAGUCGGCGCCAAAGUUGAGUUAGAGUCGGAGCAAUUGAGAUCUAGUGUCGCGAAGAAUGACAAGACACAAGCCUUUUCUCGCUUGGCUGCUGUUGCUGGAACAUCAACUUGUCACCUCGCCAUGUCUCCAAAUCCCGUUUUUGUUCCUGGUGUUUGGGGUCCUUACCGCGAUACCAUCCAACCAGGUUAUUGGAUGGCCGAGGGCGGCCAGUCUGCAACGGGAGAGCUGCUCAAGCAUGUCAUUGAGACUCAUCCAGCGUUUAACCAGGCAGUCUCUAUCGCUGAGUCGCACAAUGCCAAUAUAUACGAGUUCCUUAAUGAACAUCUGAAGGAGUUGGCUCAAGAACAAAAUGCUCCCAGCAUCUUCUACUUGGGCCGUCACCUUUUCUUUUAUGGUGAUCUUUGGGGCAAUCGUUCACCCAUCGCGGAUGCUAGAAUGACGGGUUCUAUUGUGGGGCUAACGAGUGAUAAGUCUGUGGAUGGUCUCGCAAUCCAUUAUUAUGCCACCCUUGAAUUUAUUGCGCUGCAAACGAGGCACAUUGUUGAGACAAUGAAUAAUGCUGGCCAUAGCAUCACCUCUAUUUUCAUGUCGGGCUCGCAGUGCCAAAACGACAUUCUGGUUGAACUGAUAGCAUCUGCAUGCAAUAUGCCUGUGCUCAUUCCUCGAUACAUCCAUGCAGCUGUUUGCCACGGUGCAGCUAUGCUGGGUGCCAAGGCUGCUAGUGCCAAUGCAGAAGGUAAGACGGAGGAUCUCUGGGAUAUCAUGGACCGCAUGAGCAAGCCAGGAAAAAAAGUUGCCCCGACUAAGGAUGAGGUCGAAAAGGCUUUGCUUGACACCAAGUACAGAAUCUUCUUGGAACAAUGUUAUAAGCAACAAGAGUAUCGGGCUCUUGUAGACGAAACAUUGAGACCAUGGGACUCCUAA